Peronospora farinosa is the source of this 498-nucleotide messenger RNA. Lineage: Eukaryota; Oomycota; Peronosporomycetes; Peronosporales; Peronosporaceae. The record is from the annotation of a GenBank genome assembly.
AUGACGGAUGACGAGCACGCCAAGUUCCUAGUCGCCAUUACACUCUAUCCUCAAGGCCCAUGGCGCAAAGUCGCGGCAUACGUGAGCACUCGUUCCAGUCGCCAAGUGCAGACGCACGCUUUAAUGUACCACAAAAAGGUGGUGCGACGCAUGCAUGGACUGCACAAAGGCCGUCUAUCCUCGGGUCGUAAAGAGCACGGCAACGAUAUGCUAGCCGCGUGCAACGUGGACGAGGGUCUCGGUAUUGACCUACCCAACCGCAUCGAAGGUUGGCCUUCGCCGCAGCAACAUCCGGCGAAUUCAGGGUUUAGUACGACGGAGCAUAUGGUUGAGUUUUUGCUAGAUACGGUGCCUGGUUCAAUGAGUCUAGGUGAUGUGAACUCCAACAGCAUCGCUGACACCGUCCAGAACUCUGCUGUAUUAAACACUUCGUGUCAGCUUCCAACGAUCGAUGAGUCGCUUGAUUUCUUGAUCAAGUGCUUGUCUAAAGCAAGUUAA